UAGGCCGCAGAGGAAGGGCGGCAGUUAUGAGGAAACACUUCAGUGUGAUUGAGCGCCGUCGGCAGAAUCAAGCUUUACUUUACACAAAAACACUGCCCCAAUUGAUCACAUCAGGUAAGUUUACAUGUAUGUUUCAAAGUCUGUAGUCAUGGCGACUCAGCCACUUCCAGAGGAGGACCUGUCCUGUCCGGUGUGCUGUGACAUCUUCACGGACCCCGUGGUCCUGACGUGUAGCCACAGCUUCUGCAAGGAGUGUCUGAAGGAAUACUGGGUGGACAACAAAGACCGGCUGUGUCCCGUGUGCCGGAACGUGUCCCUGACGGACAGUCCCCCGGUCAACCUGGCCUUGCGGAACCUGUGCGUGGCCUUCAGGGAGGACAGCGAGAGGAGGACGGCGGUGCAGUCAAAGUUGUGCAGUCGUCACGGCGAGCAGCUCAAGCUCUUCUGUCUGGACGAUAAGCGUCCGGUGUGUGUGGACUGUCUGACCGCGGAACACAGGGAUCACAAGUUCUGCUCCACACAGGAGGCUGUUGAGACGUACAAGGAUAUUUUGAAGACUGCUGUGAAGCCGCUGCAUGAGAGACUGGCAACCAUGAAAAAGAACAAAGAAACUUGGGAACAAACUGGACAGCUUUGCACUAGUCAGGCUAAGUCCACAGAGGGCUUAAUCAAAGAGGAGUUCAACAAACUGCAUGUGUUUCUGCAAAUGGAAGAGACCCUUUGGAUUGAUGAACUGAGGGAGGAGAAGGACAAGAAGAAUGAGAUGAUUGAGAAUAAAAUAGAGGAAAUCGCAAAAGUCAUCACAUCCAUCUCACAAUCCAUCAACCUCAUCGAGCAGGAGAUGCCCAUCAAUGACCUGCUAUUUCUGCAGAACUUCAAAGACAUGGAAAAAAGAGCGGAGUGUACAGUUGAAGAUCCAGAGGAUUUAACAGGGGUACUGAUCGAUGUGCCAAAAUAUCUGGGCAACCUUAAAUACAAUGUUUGGAAGAAGAUGCGGGAUAUUGUUCACUUUACACCCGUAGUCCUGGAUCCAAACACGGCCCACCCCAUGCUGAAGGUGUCCGACAAGCUGGACACCCUCUCGGCCGGUGUGGCACAGCCUCUGCCCGACAACGCGGAGAGGUUCGACACCUACCUCCAGGUGCUGGGCUCCGAAGGCUACACCUCGGGGAAGCACACCUGGGACGUGGAGGUGGGCCAGAACCCGAGCUGGCUGCUGGGCGUGGUGAGAGAGUCGGUGAAGAGGAAAGGGACGAUCUCGCCCUUGGGCCCCGUCAGCGGCCUGUGGAGCGUCUGGCACCGCGACGGCAGCUACAUCGCGGUCACCACUCCGGUGACCCCUCUGCUGGUGAGGAAGAAGCCGCGCAAGGUGAGGGUCGAGCUGGACUAUGACCGAGGGGAGCUGGUGUUCAUCGACCCCUUCGCAAAGAUCACGCUGCACAAGUUCAGAUACAGAUUCACCGAGAGAGUGUUUCCCCUGCUUUCUACAGGCACCGACCCACCCCUGAGAGUUUUACCUCAGAAGAUUUCUAUUUCACUGGAGUAGAAUGAUCAAAACAAGCACUCUUGUUUUUUAAUUGGUCUGUAGGUUUUUAAUGAGUCACUGAAUAGGCAUAUUAAAUUCAGAGCAGAAAAUGGUCUGUGCAGUUAUAGGAUAGCCCUCAUGGUGUCAGUAAACUCCCAGCUAAACCAACGCUGUACUGGCAGUCAAGGGGUAAUAUUUUACACAUGACACUGUAGAAAGAUUGUUAUACAACAAUGCCGUUUUGUCUUUGUCUUUGUCUACUACUAAAAUUAUAUUCUUACCCUUAAGUAACUCCUGGAUUUGGGUACUGAUAUGUAAAAUAUAUUAGGCCUAAAUCCUAAAAUAGUUAGAGUUGCUGAUAGUUCAGCAACAUUGUUCUUAUAUAAAUGAACAGCUACCUGAAAAGAAAGUUAAGUUAUUAAAAUAAUAAAAUGAAAAUAAUCUUCAGAUGUGUGUGUCUGUCUGCCUUAAGGGCCAUUCACACCAAGAACGAUAAUGAUAACGAUGACUAUAACCAUAACGAUAAAAGCGUCCACACUGGCCAACGAUAAGAAAAGUCUCUCCUCAUGUUAAUGAAUGUGAUGGCUAGAAUAUUAUGGGUUCUGAUUGGCUGUUAGCUUUUUAUCGUUCUCAAAAUCGCUCUGAAAGUGAUCAGCAACGAUAUCGUUCUUCAUGUCGUUAUCGUUAUAGUUUAUGUGUGAACGUUGUCAUUCAUAUUAAUGAGAACAAUAUUUAUUUAUAGUUAUCGUUAUCGUUAUCGUUCUUGGUGUGAACGGCCCUUUAGUGUGUCCUAUGAGUUCCUCUAUUUCAUGUGCAGUAUGGGUUUAGGGCGGGGAAAGAGGCGCGGUGGACGCUAUGGUUGCUAUGGUUUCUGUGCUCGCGGUGAUCGCGGGCUUCUCGUUGUUGGUGGACUGUUUGUGGGCGCAGCACCCCUUGGUCCAGGCCUCAGGCAGGAAGGGCACUUUGUCCAGGCGCGAGAGGAAGAUCAUGGGCUGGAUGCUGCUGCUGAUGUUCAGGAAGGCGAAACCCACCGGCUGCACGUAGCAGCGGAAGGUGUCCGGCGUGUAGCGGUCUUCAAACGGGAAGAGCGCCACCAGUGGCAGGUAGUUGACCACGAUGAUGACUAGGAUGGAUAGCACCAUUUUGAAGGCCUUCUUCUUCAUGGGGUGCAUCUCGUCCUUGCCGGCGCCCUUGGAGCGCUUCAGCACCAGCAAGAUGGAGGCGUUGCACACCAUCAUCCAGGUGAAGGUGGCCAGCACCUCGCCGGUGAACACCUUCUCGAAGUUGGGCAGGCCUCCUCCGAAGGCCUUAGCGGCAGCGUACGCAAACGUGAGCAUAAACACCAGGAUGGUGAGCAUGAUUCUGUACUUGGGGUGCUUGAGGCGGCCGAAGGCGAUUGGGAAGACGACGGCUACAAAGCGGUCCAGACAGAUGCAGGAGAGGAAGAGGGGUCCACUGGUGUCCUUCACGCCGUAGGAGAACUUGAUCGCCAUCCAGACCUCCUUGCUCUGCCACUCGUAGAGGUUGGCGAAGAUGAUGGGCGUCAUGACCCCGAAGUAGGCGUCCAUGAAGGCCAGGGAGCCAAGGUAGAGAUCGGAGGUGGACGGCUCACGGCGGUUCUGGAUCAGGAUGACGAUCACCAUGACGUUGGCCGGGAUCCCCAGGAUGACAUUGAUCAGCUGGAUGGCCAAGUCGAAUAAAAUGCCCUCCUCCAUGCCCUCGCAUCCGUCAAACACGCUGAAUGGUUUGGCGGUGGCGUUGACCAUCAUGCCAUCUGUGAUGUUGAGCAGUGGGAGUAGAGUGGGGCUGGAGGUCUGGUUCGGUCGUAGCUGAAAGUCUGGAGAAGCUGACAUGAUCCUCAAGUGGUGGUUAGUCCUGAAAUUUGGAUGGAGAUCAAAUGACUAGGAUAAAAGACAUGACACUGAUACACUCUCAAAAUGAAUGUGUUGUUGUCCCUAUCUGGACACAGAGAUGUGUUAAAAACAACACAAGUUGUGCUAUUUUCAACACAUUUUGUGUAACAGAUAUCAAAAGAAUGUGUUGGAAACAACACACACUUUUGUCCCUAUCUGGACACAGAGAUGUGUUAAAAACAACACAAGUUGUGUUAUUUUCAACACAUAUUGGGUAACAAAUAACAAAAUCAACAUGUUGAAACAACGCAAACUGUGUUGUCCCUAUCUGGACACAGAGGUGUGUUGUUUUCAACACAUUCAUUUUACGAGUGUAUCAACGGCCAUCCUGGCUCAUAUUGUUGUACUCUGAAAGUUGUAAUUUGUUAUAUUUGGCAAAGAGUGACACAUUGUUUGGUGAUAAGUAAGUCAUACAUGAUGUAUUCACUUUCCCAUCAUUUUUUUGUUUUGUUUUACUGUAAUCCCUUUGUGUUAUUUGGUCUCUCUCUGUCAUUGCUAGGAAAAACAUGCCUGCAGCUAUUUUCUGUUGUUCAGAUCUAAGUUAGGACCCUCCUGAGAUCAAAUUCCUUUGUGUAUGGAUGCCCUGUGCAUCUACAAGAGGGAGGACGUCCUACAGUAUGGGUCACUUGUUAAAGACUCCUCCCCAACAGUACAAAUAGACUGCUGUCAUAUCACAUUCGACUUUUUUCCCCUGUAUGGUUCACACACAAUCUCAAUAGCAGUGAUAUACUCCUGCUCUGUAACAAGCCAUCUUUAGCCCUCAAGGCCAGAACACAUAUGUUGUACCAUAUAUGGGCUAUGCUACUGGCUCAAUGGUGCUCUGUUUUAAACUUAAGAACGGAAAAUAUGACUACUUUGUCUUAAUUUGUAAUAAUGAUUUAUAUUUUAACAUUUGUUUUCUCGUGCAUCUUAUAUGCUGUGAACACUCUCAUUCAACAAUACACAGGAGAUGUUAAAUAAUUUGUGCUAAUAAACCUGCAUUUAUUACUCACAGAGAG
Molecule: messenger RNA, 4436 nt
Organism: Sardina pilchardus (European sardine)
Lineage: Eukaryota; Metazoa; Chordata; Actinopteri; Clupeiformes; Clupeidae
Product: zinc-binding protein A33-like
Exons: 7
Coding region: 125-1546 (473 amino acids)
Biological process (GO): protein ubiquitination
Cellular component (GO): cytoplasm
Molecular function (GO): ubiquitin protein ligase activity; protein binding; zinc ion binding
Source: RefSeq, a predicted model, not a curated record